GAAUCUAGGGGGUAAACAGUGGGCUGGGCUGCUUUAGUUCCUCGGGAGUGCAAUGUGCUGUGAGCUGGCUUGAAGACGCGGAGAUAUGAACGCAGACAAUUCGAGUCCGGACGUCUUGGUGCCUUUGAAAAAUCUCCUUAACUCGGUGCAGUGCAUCCGGGAGCGAGUGAGAGAUGGCGAGUCUAAGGAGUCGAAUGAAGAGUUUAACCUUCAGCAUUUCUGGGACACUUUAGGUCGGGCUUUCAAGGCGGUGUCUCAGGAAGCCACGAAGCUGAGCCUUGCCUUCUCCAAGCCGCCCCUGCCCGGCGCCCAGGAUUGCCAGAUGCUGGCAGACUGCGUUCAGAAGAGCGCCCUGUCUCUGGCCACGGUCUACUACUGGCUUCCCAAGAGCCAAGGGGUCACUCUGCGCCGGACCGUCCGCAAUGCCGCCGCGGAGGCGCUGGAGGGCGUGGCACAGCUGGUCGAGAUCAUCCUGAGCUCCCCCCUGCAGAGCCUGUCCCAGGAGCAGCUGACCUCCACGGGCGGGGUGUGGUCAUCGUGUGACCAAGUCGCACACCUGCCCAGAGACAACCAGGCAGCUGUCCUGUUGGUGAUGUCCUCCUCCGCUGGUGUGGUCAAGGAUGCCAUAGAGGAAAUGGAACAGGCCCAGGCGGACAAUCUGGAUCCAUUCAGUGAUGUUCUGGACGACGAAGAGCUGGACUCCCGGGGAAACCAGGACACAUACUGGUCUGAAGAGGACAGGCAGCUGCUGGCCCCCUGCCAGGGCCUGAUGAAGGCCUCCAAGGCGUGUCUGAAGAAGCUGUCUGCGGCAGUGAAGGCUCAUGGGAAGGUGGACACGCCCGAGAACAUCGCUCAGCUGGACGACCUUGCUGACGUGACCAAAGAGAUCAGCCCCAGUGUGGACGACCUGGCCCUCAGCCUGUAUCCCCCCAUGAGCUACAGCGGCGUGCGUCAGAACGCAACAAGCCUGGCCUCAGUCUUAAAGAAAGUCCUGGAUAUUGUGAGGGCCAGCCACGUGUGCGGCGAGGAGCAGCUGGGCUGGGUCCAGUUCCUGAGCGGAGCCGUCGAUCACAACAUGCAGAAGGUCAGGGACCUGACGCAGGACUCGGCCUAGCGCAGAGAGGGCCGCGCCGCUCACCACUCGGAGCUGCCAGAGCAAGGCCUUUAUCCAAGCGUGUGGAGAGACAAUACUGCCAUCCCUUCUGGACGUUUAAAGCUGUUGAAUCUGCUGCAGUUUUACCUUAUUAUGGCUGUAGUAGUUGUAACAUGAGUUCACUCAGCUUAGGGAAUACUAUGCUACAUCGUCAUAAAUGUUCCCUAUCGUGCAGCAUGGAUCACCCCUGGACAUUUGUAGUGAAGCACAGUGAAGGCAAAACCAUAGAACACUGUAGCCACUGCAAGGUGAAACCAAAGCACGCGUGUGGUGUGUAAAAAUCAUGAUGCUAAACUUUCGAAAGGGAUCUUAUACCAGGCGCUUUGCAUGUGAUGAUGAUUGUGUUGCCCUGUCAAAGUGUGAAACAGAACAGAAUGAUGAAUGCAGAGCCCAGCAAAGCUCGUCCAGGAGAUACUUUUGCCCUCAGGACAUAAAACCUUGAGGACGCCCUGCAGCCAGGAAGGCAUGACUCGGACUGUGUUAGUGUGUUUGUGUGUCCAUCCUUCACUUACCUGUCCUGACUGCUCACUCACCUUCACACAUCUGUCAUGUGCCAAGUUAUUACAGCAGUGAGGGCAGCAGAGGCAUGGAAAAGGAAAAGUUCAUAUACUGUGAAGGCUUUUGCUGCAUAGCAGUGAGGAUGGCGUUUCUGGGUAGUGCUUUGGACUUGGUUUGCUUUCCCAUGUCUAAGCUGCUGCAGCCUUCAGUGACUCGGCCCUGCUGCUGGGUGCAGAGUACAGUGACUUCGCACUGUUAUGGUGUGAAGAUUACAGUGACUCAGCCCUGCUGCGGUGUGCAGAUGUCUUUCUGAAAACACUUGGUUCAAGUGCUAUCAGCACUUGCAUAUUGAAAUGAUUGCAGCUAGGCUUGGCCAGUUUCAUGCUUCCCCCAGUUCCAAAGGUUUCCUCCAGUGUGUUUCAUUUUUAAACUUGCAGCACGGGUGUUCCACAUUAAGACGCAAAAAUAAAUUCAGAAAAUGCA
This is a messenger RNA of Lepisosteus oculatus (spotted gar), 2134 nucleotides long. It is a transcript of the gene ccndbp1, whose product is annotated as cyclin D-type binding-protein 1. NCBI's taxonomy places the organism in Eukaryota, Metazoa, Chordata, Actinopteri, Semionotiformes, Lepisosteidae. Gene Ontology annotation, biological process: regulation of cell cycle. The record is from RefSeq and is a predicted model, not a curated record. Gene Ontology annotation, cellular component: nucleus.